CUAUUUAUGAAGUGCUAAUCGUCUAGCAACGAUCUGAAAGUCAGCGCACAUUUUCAUGGUGUUCACAUAAGUUCUGCACCAACUCAUUAACACCAUGCACCUAAAUGAAAAUCAGAUAAGCAUGCAAAUUAAACAUGAAAAACGAUACAAUACUAUUGAUCAGAUAUAACCAGCCUUCCGUGAUGUUCUCCGUUUGUACUAAAGUAGGUGAGUAGCAAGAUGAACUUCGUAGAAACUCACAGGAAGUCCGGAAGCGUUCUCUCACUACAAAAGGGUCAGUUCAAAAAAUUAGUUUAGAUUAUUGUAGUUAGUAAAAAGGCUAUUGGAUAUGAAAACAUGAUUGUCAACUUAAUGUUUGUAGGAGGGAAGGUCAAGUUGUGCGUUAGACCUUCGAGCCUGGUUUGAUCACAGCGGAUGACGCUGAACCCUGAGAAUUGCUUGUCUCACAAUUCAGGCGCCAAAACUUUAUAUGAGUCAGACUUAGAAGACGAAAACUACUCGUCAGUAGAAAAUUAUGGUAUCAGAGAACGCAGACGUAAGCUACACACUGAAGCGGAACAACGCCGCAGAAAUGCUAUUAAGAGAGGUUUCGAAGGUCUUUUAGAGUUGGUUCAUCCGAUGAAAAGUGAAUCGGCUUCUAACGUGAGGAUGAGUAAAUCGAGUAUCCUAAGUAAAGCAAUAACAAUGAUUGAAAGACUUGGAAAACAAAAGCAGCAAAAGCUUUCAGAGGUCGAGAGUCUGGAGAAGGAAGUCAAAGCACUUCGAAUAUUGUGUUUGAAUUACGAGAAGAUGGUUCAAAAUAAUCCCGAUAGUGGCUGUAGAGCGGUCGAGCCUAUUUCAGAAGAAACGAAACUCGAAGUUUUCCGCAUGUUUUCUGGUGCCUUGUUCAGCUCAUUUGAGGACAGAAUUGCUUUCAGCUCAUUCUCAGACCUUUCAGCAUCAGUAAUAAACUGGAUCGAGGAAAGCUGUAAACCUGAAAAAAUGGCAUUUGUGAUGGAUUCCGUUUUGGCCAGUAUUUUAAAUCAGAAUAACGAAAGGUCUUCAGUCGGUUGUCGAACUUUCCAUUUUGGUUCUGUACCAAACUACUCAGGGGGUACCAGUGAUGGUCAAAGUUACUGCAAUUCAAUGGGACCCAAACAUUCCUCUGCUGGCAACUUACUUCAGAUCAAUCUUCUAGGCAGCGGUUCUCCGGGUUACUCGUAUCCUCCGAAUAACUUUCAAAUACCUACUCAUCCUGCUUCUGGGAGUCCUGCACUGGAUUCUGAAAAGUGUGAUCCUCAUCUAAAACCAGUAUUUCCUGUUCAGUCUCCAAACAGUUCCGUUUCGGAUCAAGUAGGUAUAAUCCAAAGUUCAUCGGAAUCGCAAGGUCUCUUUGACUUAAAGUUUCGGCGACCUGGACCAGCAGACAUUUGUGGUGGUGGUGGGUUUUACAGUUUUGGUCCAUUUAUACCAAAAAAUAUUAAUUCUGUGGUUGAUGAGUCAUCUUUAACCACUGAUACAAUCAUAAAAGACACUGUAUCAUCUCAUAAAACAAAUUCAUCAUGUGGCAUUGUGAUUAAUGACACAAACUUGUCCAAAGAAUUGCCACUUCAUAAUUCUAGUCAUAUGCCGCAGUACAAACAAUUCAUUGAUGAUUUAUUAUGAUUUUAUGUUUUGCACUAUCUUAUUUUUUUCCUUGCUGGUAAAGUAACCUCUCUCUUUCAGUCUGUCUCACUCUGUGAUACGGCUUUCAACUUAAUCUCUGCUAUCUUUUUUGUUUUCAAAUGCAAUCUGAAUUAUUUAACUUGUUUCAGGCUAUUUUAUUUUUGUUCUUAUUUUGUGUUGCAAUCACUUUUUAGCCAUUGUCUUCCAGAUUUAUAUACUUUGUAGUUAAGUGAUAAUUUCAACAAGAGAACUGCUCAUUUUUUGAGAAACAGAUGGGGAGAAAAACCAAAUUUUGCAAUGCUUUUUUCCUAAUAGAAUGGAUACUUUUGAGUUGGUAUAUUGAACUGUGAUUUUUCCCCCAAUCAAUGAUUUGCAUUUGAUUGUGGAAUUUGUUGCUCUUUUUAGCAGUUAUUUACUAUGACCAUCACUAAAGGAUGAGGAAAUGAGACUUUUGAAGAGCACA
Trichobilharzia szidati is the source of this 2107-nucleotide messenger RNA. The record is from the annotation of a GenBank genome assembly. Lineage: Eukaryota; Metazoa; Platyhelminthes; Trematoda; Strigeidida; Schistosomatidae.